Messenger RNA from Gastrolobium bilobum, 1267 nucleotides. RefSeq lists its product as uncharacterized. The record is from RefSeq and is a predicted model, not a curated record. Lineage: Eukaryota; Viridiplantae; Streptophyta; Magnoliopsida; Fabales; Fabaceae. The transcript is spliced from 4 exons. Bases 137 to 892 code for a protein of 251 amino acids.
CACAAAUAAUCUUUGUUUGUCCAACGUCUUGUGUUUUUUUUGGUUCUGUUCCUCUCUCUUCUCCUCUCCUCUCUUUUUCGUGAAGAUAAGGCAAGGAAAGAGAAGAGAAGGACCCUUGCUACUCAAGGAAAGAGAGAUGAGGACGGUGGAGCAACCUGUGGCUACGGCAUCAAAGUUUCCUUUGAGCUUUUGGGAAGCCGCGGUGGCUUCAACGGUGGCUUUGGGUUUCGUGGUAAGCCUUCUCUGUGUUUACCUCACGAUGCCCGAUUCCGAUUACAGCUUCCUCAAGCUCCCCCGCAACCUCCAAGAUCUUCAAAUCCUACGAGAUAACCUUGAGAGCUAUACAAGUGACUACACUGCACAAGUCUUGGUGGGAUACUGCGUGGUAUAUAUUUUCAUGCAGACUUUCAUGAUUCCAGGGACUGUGUUCAUGUCAUUGCUUGCUGGAGCACUCUUUGGCGUCUUCAGAGGCGUGGCUCUGGUUGUGUUCACUGCCACAGCAGGAGCUUCUUCAUGCUUUUUCCUUUCAAAGCUGAUUGGAAGACCUCUUCUUUCCUCUCUUUGGCCAGACAAGUUGAAAUUCUUUCAAGACCAGGUGGCUAAAAGAAGAAAAAGUCUGCUGAACUACAUGCUUUUUCUGAGACUGACUCCAACCUUGCCCAACACAUUUAUUAAUUUUGCUUCACCAAUCGUGGAUGUGCCUUAUCAUAUUUUCUUCCUGGGAACUGUUAUUGGACUCAUACCUGCUGCUUAUGUCACUGUCAGGGCUGGGUUAGCUCUUGGAGAUUUGCAAUCCGUGGGGGAUCUCUAUGAUUUCAACUCAAUUGCUACGUUGUUCCUCAUAGGUAUUGUUUCAGUUACACCCACACUGAUGGGCAAGAGCGAAUCUUAGCAUUUCAGAAGCCGAGGAUCUUGUGUAUGAGGCUCUCGUUCUCCUCAAAGCUAAUACCAGUUCAGUAUUUGUACAUAUCUCAGAAAAAACAAUUGCAAUGUGGUUCACUGCUAAAUGGAUUUAUUGUGCAGUGCUGCAGUAACACAAGACAAUAUAUGAUUGAUGGGCUCUAUGAGAGUGGCAAGAAACGACGUUUGGCUGAAAUAGUUAUGUACAUUGUUCAUAUGUAUUCAAUAUGCGCUUAUUGACUAGUAGUUGCUUUAUCAUGUUUUUUCAUGCACAAUAAUAUAGUCAAAAUGCUUUCCUGUUAGUUAGAUAUAACAUCAGUUAUACUUGACCAUUUUCAUUGUAUAAAAGUCUUGCAGAGAACGAGUU